AUGCGGUGCUGGCAGAGGACUUCUGCCAGCGCCUGGACGAGGCUCUGGGCGUGCUGGCUCGCGAGCGCCCUGGCUGGGAUUUCCUCUCUCUCUUCUUCCACCGUCGGCUACUACGACGACGACUGCACGGUCAGGUCGCUGGAGGGCCCCGCAGGGACAGUCUUCAGCGUCCCGCUGCAGAUCUUCGGCCUCUUCGGCGCGGCCGUUCGCCCCCCCGGGGCGCGAAGCCUGCUGCGGCACCUCUUCCCGCUGGACGAGCAGAUCGAUUCUGCCCUGGCGCGGGUGUACGACAGGAUCGACGCGCUCGCUCUGAGGUCGCCCCUGAUGACGGCCACGCACUCCACCUCGGACCUGCGGCACGACGGUGCCCCGCGGGCGUGCCCGCGCACGGGCCACAACGGCGCGCUGGCGGUCAACGUCGGCAUCGUCGCCAUGGCCGCCAUCGCCGUCAGCAGCGUCACGGGGGACCGCGAUGUGCGGCUGGCGAGCGUCGCCAGGGAGCUGGGGUUUACGGGGGCCGCCGGCGAGGAGGACGAGAUGCUGCGACAGGUGACUGGAGGCGCCCCGCCCCCGGCAAGGGAGGAGGAGAAUGAGAGGAUGCAGACGAAGAGGCUCGCGCGGCGCGCCCGCUCCGCCCACGGGCGACCCCUGGCCGCGGCCGCGCGGCGCGCCGCCGCGGCGCCCAUGGCGGCGCCGCGCGACGGCAGUGGCGCCCGGGCUGCGCUGGAGGCGCGGGUGAAGUCGGAGGCCUUCCUGGCCGACAUCGAGCCCGGGGACCUCCGCGGGGAGGCGGACGAGGACGGCGAGCCCAUCCCGGGCCCCGCGGCCCGGGGCAUCGUGCGCAGGCUGCGCGACCUGCCGCCCCCCGGUGAGCCGGCCCCCUCGUCGAUCUCCUCGGAGGACUUCGUGAUCGUUGGGGCGGAGGCGGAGGCCGCGCCUUCUGAGCCGGGGCCUGCCACGGCCAGAGGCGCCCCGUCGGACGCGUACGCGGCCGCCCCGCAGGGGUCACCGGAGGUGGAGCCGGGCCUGCUGCAGCACCAGCUGCGGGACCCCGACGUGGUGGUGUCCGGCGGCGUGGACUACCUCGUCAGGACCUGGGACCCCUCCACGUUCGAGCCGCUGCAGGUGUUCGAGGGCCACCUCGGUCCCGUCAGCGCUGUCGAGCCCUGCCGCGGUGGCCGUUUGGCCUCCUGCUCCGAAGACGGCACGCUGCGCGUCUGGAGGCUCGGCGCUGCCGGUGAGCCAGGGGCCCUUGAGCGGACCGUGUGGGUGAGCUGCCUUGCCGUCAGGAGCCUGUGCACCCUGCCCGGACACCGCGCGGCCUGUGGCGCGGCGGACUUCUCCCUGCUGGUGGUGAGCCUCGCCAGCGGGGAGGUGCUCCACAGGGUUGACGGCAGGCUCGGCGGCGGCCCAGAAGCCGAGCUGCUGCAGCGGGAGGGCUACGGCCAGGUCUGGACCUCCUCCACCUGCGCCUCGGCGUCCUCGCGGCGGCCUCCGACGACGGCGCCCUGCGACUCUGGGACGCCGACGCCCUGCGCUGCCUCGGCGCCUGGCGCGGGGGCGGCGCACCCGGCGAGGGCCGCGGGGGAGGCGACGCGCGGCUCGCCGAGGCGUUCGCGCCGGUGUGGAAGCUGA
Prorocentrum cordatum is the source of this 1635-nucleotide messenger RNA. The record is from the annotation of a GenBank genome assembly. Lineage: Eukaryota; Dinophyceae; Prorocentrales; Prorocentraceae.